Emys orbicularis (European pond turtle) is the source of this 825-nucleotide messenger RNA. RefSeq names its product oxidized low-density lipoprotein receptor 1-like. The transcript has 6 exons. Gene Ontology annotation, biological process: positive regulation of cytokine production involved in inflammatory response; positive regulation of cell population proliferation; positive regulation of phagocytosis. The coding region runs from base 1 to 825 and encodes 274 amino acids. Gene Ontology annotation, cellular component: cell surface. Lineage: Eukaryota; Metazoa; Chordata; Testudines; Emydidae. Gene Ontology annotation, molecular function: pattern recognition receptor activity; (1->3)-beta-D-glucan binding. The record is from RefSeq and is a predicted model, not a curated record.
AUGGGACCCGGUUUUCAUGAUCAGCCCCUCUACUACUGUACUUGUAUUAUCAACCUCCCCAAUGUCAAGUCUAAAAUUUCUGUCUCUAUAAUCUCACCAGCAACACGUAAGGAAUCGGCAACGAACCAGGAACCGAACCGUCACAUCCCAGCUAAGCAGCAGGGAAGCCAAAGACCUCAAGGUGCGGGAGACAAAGAUCCUCUGCCUUCUCGAUGGUUGCUCACUACAGUUAUCCUUGGGAUUCUCUGCCUGCUUUUGUUGAUAGCAACAGGAGUUUUGGUUUCCAAGGUCACUCAGUGUGACGGCCAGCAGAAAAAUCUCACCCAGCAGCCGAAGGUUUGCCAAAGCCAACCCACAAACCACCAAGGGACUACGCAGGAGCUGCCGAACAACAGAGGGGACAAAUGUCCGCUACGGUGGAUACAGUUCAGUGACAGCUUGUACCUCUUUGCUGCUGCAACCAGAACUUGGGAACAGUGUCAAUCCUACUGCUCAUCUCAAUCUGCCCAGCUGCUUAAAACUGAGAACAAGGAAGAGAAGAAUUUCAUACAACAAGAAUCAUUUCUUUAUUUUGAUAUACGUCAAGGCUUUAAAUAUUAUUUCCCUUUCUGGAUUGGAUUAUCGUAUGAUUCCAGCACCAGGAAGUGGGUCUGGGUGGACAGCACAGCUCUCUCCUCUGGCCUGCUUGAAAUCUCAGUAGCCAAAAACCAGCAUUAUCCGCGCGGCGCUUGUGCCUAUAUCCAAGCUGGGAAUUUCAAAGCUGGAGGCUGUGGAGAAACUCGAUCCUGCCUUUGCGAGAAGAUGAAGGAUUUGACAAGAACUUGA